Messenger RNA from Podarcis raffonei (Aeolian wall lizard), 1361 nucleotides. It is a transcript of the gene RSPH1, whose product is annotated as radial spoke head component 1. Gene Ontology annotation, biological process: spermatid development; axoneme assembly. The transcript has 9 exons. The record is from RefSeq and is a predicted model, not a curated record. Lineage: Eukaryota; Metazoa; Chordata; Lepidosauria; Squamata; Lacertidae. Gene Ontology annotation, cellular component: motile cilium; nucleus. Bases 69 to 974 code for a protein of 301 amino acids.
GGCCGGGUGAGAGGGGGCGGGGUCCAACGGGCGAAGCCGUUUCCAUGGUGACAAGCCCGGACUGAAUCAUGUCGGAUCUCGGCUCGGAAGAGAUCGAAGAGGAGGCUGAGAAUGAUUUGGGGGAAUAUGAAGGAGAACGCAAUGAAGCCGGUGAACGGCAUGGGCAGGGAAAGGCCAGAUUACCCAAUGGUGAUACCUAUGAAGGACAAUAUGCAAAUGGUAGAAGAAGUGGACAGGGAUUGUACAGAUUCAAGAAUGGCGCACGCUACAUAGGAGAAUAUUUUGAGAAUAAAAAACAUGGCAAAGGAAUCUUUUAUUAUCCAGAUGGAUCCCGAUAUGAUGGAGAAUGGGUGGAGGACCAAAGACAUGGAAAUGGCAUUUACUACUAUGUAAAUGGAGACACAUACGAUGGAGAGUGGUUCAAUCACUACAGGCAUGGGCAAGGUACAUAUCUGUAUGCAUUAACUGGCUCUAAAUAUGUUGGCACCUGGGCAAAUGGACAACAAGAAGGAGCUGCUGAACUUAUUCACCUAAACCAUAGAUACCAGGGGAAGUUUGUGAAUAAAAAUCCAUUGGGUGCUGGGAAGUAUAUAUUUGAUAUUGGAUGUGAACAACAUGGCGAAUACAUCCACGAGGAAAAACCAGAGGAAGAAGAGGAAGAAGAAGUUAUGGCUCCAUCUAUUCCAAAAUGGAAAGCAUCAAAAAUUACUGCCCUAACACUCUGGGCACCUGAAGAACCACCUCCCCCUCCUCCAGCAGUAGAGGUUGCAAUAGUUGAAGAACCAACACCUCCAGCUGAUGACACUGCAACUGAAGUUCCUUCUGAAACUACUGAGCAACCUGCAGAGGCAACAGAGCCCACCGAAGAGACAUCUCCUCCUAAAGAGGCUGAGGAGGAAGAUGAGACAGCUAAAGAAGAGCAAGCUGCAGUCAUAGCAGAAGAAAAAGAGGAGGAACUUGAGGCCCAGGACUAAAGGAAAGAAGUGACAAAUGUUGCAUACAAAGAAAUGAAGCUCAAUCCAGUCAAGGUUAAGUCCUGUUAGUUUUAAUUGAGGUAUACUCACAUGCUCAACUCUCCCAUUGAAACCAGUGGGACUUAAAAGUAGUUGAUUUUGAUGGGAUUGUGCCCAUACUCCUUUGGCAGUGCACUUAUUAUCUGAACUGCUUCUUUCAUAUUUCAAGGGGCAGCAAUAGUCUCACUGCUGUGUCAAGGGGCAAAAGUCUGCCCUUCCUUCAGCACUCACUUGUGCUCCUCCUCUUCUAUCCUGUCUCCCUGCCAUCAAAUAGGUGGUGGUGGUGCAGAAAUGUUCUUUUUAAAUUGAAAUGUCUUUGAAUAAAAUAUAAGUUUGGUUGUUCUUGAA